AUGGGAAAAGAUGACAUAAUAUACGAUGAUCAAAUAACAUCUACGAGUCAGAUAAAGGCUCCCUAAUAAUUAAGCUAACAUCUCCUUAGCGAGAUGCACAUGAAUAUAAGUAACAAAGAAGAAAGUAAGUAAGUCGGAAAACCUUUAGACUAAGUAUCAUAAUAAUUUUUAUCCGAAAUAAACUAACCUAACGCAAAUUUCAAAUGGUUAUUAAUGUCCUGUAUAGAAACUGCAGUUUCCGUAUUUUUUGAAAUCGCUCCAACAUCAAUUACAAUUAUGUUUUUAUCAAACAAAAGUAACUAAGAUACCGUCAGUGGUUAUGGUUUAGCUAUGGUUUUAAGUAAUUGUAUAGGAUAAAGUGUCUAUUAUGGCCUAAGUAGUGGUUUAGAGACAAUGGCAGCUCACGCCUAUGGUGCUAAAAACUAUCCUUAAGUUGGUUUAUUAUUAUAUAAGUGUUAAUUUGUGAUGCUAUUAUUAUUUAUUCCGAUAACAAUAUGUAUGAUAUUUGCUAAGGAAAUUCUCCUUUUGUGGAAUACAAAUAUUCAUAUUUGUGAAAUCGCUUAAGUAUAUUGCAUUUGGUGUAUUCCUGGCUUAUUUUUUACUUCGAUAUUUUAUUCCAUGAGGGGUUUUUUGAAUGCCUAGAAUGAAUAUAGAAUUCAAAUGUUAGCUUUAGGCAUCGGAUUCCCAUUUAAUGCUUUACUAUGCUAUAUUUUCAUUACUUGGCUAGAUUGGGGGGUAAUAGGGGCUGCUAUUUCUUAUAAUAUAUUGAGACUUUUCAUUGUUAUAUUAUUCUUUGUCUUUAUUGAGUUUAAAAAACAACUUAAAAAAUGCUAUAUUCCUCUUUCGAGAUAGAUUUAUAAAAACUUAUGGCCUUUUCUUAAAGUAGCAGUUCCUAUAGGCUCUGUGGUUGCUUCUGAUUGGAUAAUUUAUGAGGCUUAAUCUAUUAUUGCAAGUAAUUUAGAAGAAAGUCAAUAUGCAGCUCAUAUUGUUUUGGCUAAUCUUAAUGUAAUGCUUUUUUCGUUUUCUAUAGGAUAUUCGGUUGCUUCAUGUACUUUUAUUGGAAAUGAAAUGGGUAGAAGAAACGCAAAAAAGGCAAAAUAAUAUGCCUAUUAUAGUUAGCUUAUUUUACUUUUACACCUUAUUGUAUUUAUUGUACCACUAACUAUUUUUAAAAACUAUAUAGCAGAUAUAUUCACCGUAGAUGAGAAAGUUAAAAGCGCUUUCAUUAAAACUUUUUACUUUUUUAUAGCUCAAAAUGUCAUUAUAGGAUUUGAAACUGUUAUGUCAGCUUAUACAAGGGCUAUAGGAAAAGAAAGGUUCCUUUGUAUUAUUUUCUUUUUAUGUAAUGGACUUCUAGGGUUAGUUUUGAGUGUAGUCUUUGCCUAUUAAUUGAAUUGGAAAUUAGAUGGAAUUUGGCUUGGAAUGAUUGCUGGAGUGGCUAUUAAUUCACUACUUUAAUUGGUCAAAAUAAGUUUUACUGACGUUAAUAUAAUGGCUGAUAAAAUUUCUAAAAGAAUUAAUGAAAAUGAUAUGUAACAUAGUAUUGUUAAAUCUUUCAAAUUGGCUAGUAAUGGCUGAAUUUUUUUAAUCAAUAUAUAGAUAUAUAUAUAUAAAAUAAAAACAUUAUUAAUUUGUAUUUACUUUAUUUAAAAAAGUUAUGCCU
Messenger RNA from Ichthyophthirius multifiliis, 1663 nucleotides. Its product is annotated as MatE efflux family protein, putative. Gene Ontology annotation, molecular function: xenobiotic transmembrane transporter activity; antiporter activity. NCBI's taxonomy places the organism in Eukaryota, Ciliophora, Oligohymenophorea, Hymenostomatida. Gene Ontology annotation, cellular component: membrane. Gene Ontology annotation, biological process: transmembrane transport. The record is from RefSeq and is a predicted model, not a curated record. The transcript has a single exon.